AUGCAGGCCGUGGUGCUCGAUGUUGACACCCUCGUCCCCAAGAUCAUGCCCCAGGCAAUCAAGAACGUCGAGAUCUUGGAAGGGGAUGGUGGCGUUGGGACAAUCAAGCUUAUCCAUUUUGGCGAAGGGAGUCAGUACAAGAGCGUCAAUCACCGCGUGGAUGCUAUCGACAAAGAGAACUUGACCCACAGUUACAGCAUAAUCGAGGGGGAUGUUCUUGGAGGAGUUAAUGAAUCCGUUACUUAUCAUGUGAAGAUCGUCCCAACUGAAGAUGGAGGGAGCAUUUGUAAGAACAGGAGCAUCUACAACACGAAGGGUGAUGCUGAGAUUAGUGAGGAGAAGAUCAAGGAAGGGAAAGAGAAGGCCAUGGCUAUGUUCAAGGCCAUUGAAGCUUACCUCCAUGCCAAUCCUGAUGCUUAA
Molecule: messenger RNA, 420 nt
Organism: Salvia splendens (bonfire salvia)
Lineage: Eukaryota; Viridiplantae; Streptophyta; Magnoliopsida; Lamiales; Lamiaceae
Product: major allergen Pru ar 1
Exons: 2
Coding region: 1-420 (139 amino acids)
Biological process (GO): defense response; abscisic acid-activated signaling pathway
Cellular component (GO): nucleus; cytoplasm
Molecular function (GO): protein phosphatase inhibitor activity; abscisic acid binding; signaling receptor activity
Source: RefSeq, a predicted model, not a curated record